AUGAGUGUCCUGCUUAUACUUUCGUUAAUUGUCAUAGCAGUUUAUAUUUGUGUUUCAUGGUUACUGCCAACUCUAUUGGCAUGGUUGUUCAAAAGGAAGUACCAUAUCAAAUUGAAAAUAGGUAGAAUAGCAGUACCAAAGCUAAUUCUAAGAGAUGUCAGUUUGUCUAAGGAUGGAUAUUCUGUACACAUUGGUGAAGUAUCUUUUCGGAGCAGCUUUUUUAACUCAGACAUCAAUAAACUGGUAUCUGUAGUCAUAAAUAAGAUUCAAAUAACUAACAAUGCGGAAGAAAAGAGAAGUGCAGUUGUGGAGUCUAUCCUUAAACCAUUGUUAUCAAAGCAGAAUUCCACUAAAACAGACGGACUUGAUGAAGAUGCUACUGAAUCCCAAACAAUUAAUAAAGAAUUGGAAAAUUUAAUUAAAAAGAAAUUGUUAGAUUUUCGAGAUAAGAAGUUACCGCCAAGUCUGAUUAUGUUUGCUCAGUUCAUGGGCGUGCACGUGAUGGACGCGUCGCUGACGGUGGCGAGCGGCGACGCGCGCCGGCCGUGGGCGGUGGAGGCGGCAGCGGGGGAGGUGCGCGCGGACGGGGCGGCGGGGGGGCCGGCGCGCGCGCUCGCCUUCUGCGCCAGCGCGCUAAGGCUGCGCCUCGCGUGCCCGGCCGCCGGGCUGCUGGAGGCCGCCUGCUCGCUGCACGUCGAGGGCACCGUCAAGGCGGACGGGCCGCUCAACGUCGAGAAAAUUCACAUAGCUAUCAGCAAUCCAACAAUUUCAUUAGAAGAUGAAGUAUAUCCUUUCAUACAAAAGUUGAAGAAAAUGAAAACUCCACAACCCAAACAAGUUAUAUGCAGUGAUGACCACCUUAGCACACUGAUUCCCAGACUUUCUCCUAUUAUACCAAAGAUUUUUAGUUUGAAAAUCGAUAAAACGACUAUUAGCACAGGAAAUAAAACAAGUACGACUACUCUGCAAAGCUUGCAGGUUAACUCGAGGUUCAGUGCUGCACUGGUGGAGGGUGUGGGUUCAGGCGUGCCGCAGGUGUACGUGGCCUUCCAGGCUGACCAGCUGCAGCUGGCCACCGGUCAGGGCACUAUAUUCUUUCUUAACAAGCUCAAGCUGGAUGCGAAGCUGGAGAAAGGGGUGCUGAACUUAUACUUGAUAAUUAGUACACUGAAGGUGUCAUACAAUCAUGAACUUAUAUUUAAAUGGUAUAGCUCGAUUCUACAAGCUAAAAACAAAUCAAAGCCCAUGCAAGUUACAGAAGAAAGCUCAUCAAGCGGCGAGCCGUCUGCGUGGCUGCGGCAGGCGCUGGGCAGCUGCGUAGUGCAGGGCUGCGCCGAGCUGCGCGCCGUGGCGGUGCUGGCCAGGCGCGCCGCCCGCCGCCCGGCGCUGGCCUUCGGCUGCGGCGGCCUCAAGGUCAAGCUCGACCAGCUGCUCGACACCAGGGAGGAGGCGUACAAAUCGCUGGUGGCGCAAUUAGUGGUGGGCGCGCGCCACUGGAGCGCCGAGCUGCUGGUGGACUCCGGCUGGGCGGGCGCAGCGCGGGAGCCCCCGCCGCGGCGCCACCACAGCUGGCGCUCCGCCCUGCUGGCCGUGGCACUCGUCAAGUGCGGCAGCCACGGCCCCCACGACUGCAAGGUGGAGGCGAUGAUGGACUGCCUGCGCCUGGAGUGGAGCCCGCAGAUCGCCGAGGCCGCCGUCGAGCUGGCCGAGUGCCUGGCCGACUACCGGCCGGGGGCGCCCCCCGCGCCGCCCGCCCCUCACGCCCCUCCCCGCCCCGCCCCCGGCGCCCCCGCCGCCGUGGCCGUCAACGUGGCGCUGUCGCACAUCAACCUGUUCCUCGUGGUCAGCGAGCGCGUGUGCCUGAUGGCGAGGGUCGACGCCGUCACCCUGGAGAAGAGCGCCGCCAAGACAGGGGCGCUCGUUUCAGGCCUGAAAGUGGUCGAAAUGGUGCCCUACAAAGGUAACGUCCAAUGCCAUAGGUCAGACGAGAUCGGUUCCUCGUUCUUCCACGUGCGCUUAGCGAGGGUCGAGCAUGUGCCUCGCAGGGAGAGGAACUCGGCCCUCCUCGACUUCCAGUUCCUGGAGGCCGUCGACUUUGAGUGGAGCGCCAACAUGCACCUGAAGAUACUCACCUUCUUCAGGGACCUGAGGGAAUUUAGGAAGGAGUGGGAUGCGGCGAUCACUAGAGGGCUCGUGAGCCACGUGCCGCGGAAGGUGGACAUCGCUAGAGACUGGAGGGUGUCUUUUAAGGGCGACACGAAUCUGAUGCUGCUGUUGUCGGAGGAGAACAAUAUGCUGUUUUCGACUGAGGACAUGACGGUGGGCUACGCCCACGAGGCGGGGCUGUCGGUGGCGUGGGGCCAGCUGCGGGCGGCGCUGAACGGCGACGAGCUGGUGACGGUGGACGCGUUCGGCAUGGAGCGCGCCCGCGACGACCCCGGCGUGCGCGUCGAGCGCAAGGCCAGCGAGGGCUUCGUGCUGCCCUGGAACAGGGUGUGGUCCGUGAACGUGGGCUCGGUGCGCGUGAUAUUCCCGUACAAGCACCGCUUCGCCGAGGCGGUCCAGGGCGACCUGGUGUCGCUCUUCAAGUGGCUGAAGGUCGUGCACGGCGUCGAGAGGAAACCCUUCACGGCCGACAGCCCGCUGCCGAGCGACCUGCACAUCAAGAUCGAAGAGUUGCUUAUAGAGAUGAGCGACGAUCCGUUCGAAGUCAAGCUCAGAGACAACUACGAGCUUCUGGAGGACGAAUACAAGGAGAGCGAGAAGCGACGGACCAUGCUCGAUGCUAAGGUGCAGGAGCUGUGCAAGCCGCACCUGUUCCUGCCGGCGGGCAAGGUGGAGCAGCUGUACGCGGCGCUGCGGCAGAAGGGCGCGCAGAUCUACGUGCAGCGGUGCCGCGCCGCGCCGCCGCCGCGCACGCGGCUCGUGGCCUGCUGCGUCUCCGCGCUGCGGCUGCUGGCGCUGGCCGACCCGGCCGUGCACGGCGCGCAGAGGGCCACGCACCGGCUGCGCCAGCUCGACCCCGACAGCCCGUGGCCGGAGGAGGGGAUAGAGUUCACGACGCUGUGGUGCCGCAGCGUGAGCGUGCAGUGCGCGCUGUGGCAGAUCCGGCUGCGGGACUUCCCCCAGCCGCUGCUCAGCAUGGCGGAGCUGCGCCUCUGGGGCACGCUGCUGGCGGCCGAGGAGCAGCCGCCCACGAGAGCGGUCAGAACAGUGAUCAUUGACCAAGGCGAACCUUGGGGCAAGUUCGAGCUGGAACGCAGCAUGAUGCCUCUGAAAUGGUACUACGAUCUGUGCUGCGAGAUGUCCGAGUACAGCUACGCCUUCGGACCCUGCUGGGAGCCGGUUAUAGCGCAUUGUAACCUCGCAUUCGACCAAGUGUCCCGCCCCUCGCUGGACCCGUCUGCGCCGCUGGCCUGGUGGGACAAGGUGCGCCUGCUGAUGCACGGCCGGCUGACGGUGAACUGCACCAAGUUCACCUGCCUGCUGCACGUCUCGCUCGACCCCUACAACACCACCGAGGAGAUGGAGGUGACGUGGAACGACCUGGUCCUGGAUUGGACCAACGGCAAGCUUUUGUUCCUGGGCGAGCUGAAGGUGUUCGCGCGCACGGCCAGCAAGUACGACGACUGCCGCGUGCUGCGCGUGCCGGCGCUGCGGCUGGCCGUGCGCCUGGCCUGGCUCUGCGUGGGCGACGCGCGCGACCACCACGCCGUGGCGCCCUGCGCGCCCACGCGCCUGCCGGAGUACUCCAGCAACCAGGAGCACGACUCGUACAGGGCGUUCCGCUCCCAAGGCCUCGAGCUGCACCUGGGGAUGGACACCAAGCCCGUGGAGAACGACGGACCCGUUCUCCUGCUGUACGGCAGCACGCUGAGGUGGUUCGAGAGCCUGAAGCUGAUCCUGUCGGGCGUGACGCGGCCGACGCGGCGCGGGCGCGUGUUCGCCAACGUGCGCCCGCGCAAGCCGCAGCUCUCGCGCCACUACCGCGACGUGGCCGUGGCGCUCACGCUGCACAACCUGCAGGUGUUCUACUGGUCGUCGUCGUCGAUGCAGCGCGGCAUCGAGAUGCUGGGCGUGCGCGUGACGUGCGGCUCGCGGCACCGGCUGGCGCUGGUGGCGGCCAGCGACGGGCUGGUGCGCCGCCCGCGCGCCUCCUGGGCCACCGUCUACAUCAACUGCGACCUCAACGACGCCGAGAUCUGGCUCAAAACGCCCGCGCCCCGCUCGCCCGACGACCACCACGACCGCCGCGACCACGAGGACUCGGUGCUGAGCCCGCCGGCGAUGGAGAAGUGCUACUGCCUGUCGGUGCGGCGCGUGUCGUACGGGCGCGAGGCGGACGGCGCGGGGGCGGCGGCGGGGGCGGGCGGGGCGGCGGGGGCGCCGGCGCCCACGCACCGGCUGGCCGUGCACGACCUGCGCGGCGCCUGGACCAAGCUCAACCGCGACCUGGCCUUCGCGCUCAUCGACACUUACAUCAAGACUCAGCAAUUGAAGAAGAAUUUGUCGACCAAAGCGCUCAAAGAGGAAGAGAAACCGGACACCUCUCCGAAGCAGCAGCGGGAGUCUGACGUAGUGUCACCUCCUCCGGUGUCUGCUCAAGGCGGCGGCGGGUGCGCGGCCGGCAUGCUGGCGGCGCUGGUGGCGGAGGCGGGCGAGGCGGGCGGCGAGGCGCCCGUCGUGUUCAGCGACGAGCUGGCGGGCGCCGAGGGCGAGGCGCCGCCGCCGCACGCGCCGCUGCGCCACGCGCUCGACGACGACAACGCGCACACCGCCUGCCUCAUCGAGCUGGUGAACUCGCAAGUGGUGCUGAAGGGGUGCGAGACGCGCGGCUACGUGAUCCUGUGCGCGGCGCGCGCCGAGGUGCGGCAGCGCGUGCGGCGCGCGCCCGCCGCCACCGCCUGGAGCGGCGCGCUCUCCGCCAUGCAGUACUACGCCACCGUCAGCGCCGCCGACCGCGACCAGCUCGACGAGAACAUUCAGUGGGUGUCCGUGGAGGAGAUCGAGGAGCGCUGGCAGGGCGCGGAGAUCAGCACGCUGCCGGACGUGCCGCGGCUGGUGGGCAGCGGCCACUCGGCCGGCGGGGUCAUCGGCCGCACCGUGGGGGAUGCGUAUUACUACAACAAUGAAUACAUUCGUUUCGCGCUCCAGCUGCAGCGCAUCGUGUCGCGCUGCGCGUGCGAGUUCUACUACGUGACGCACGAGGACACGGAGGCGGGCGGGGGCGCGGGCGCCGGCUGGGCGCAGUCCCCGCAGCCCUACGACUCCUUCACGCUCAUGCACCACGACCUCGACGUCUGCACCAAUUCGCUGCAGUACGCGAUGCUACUGGACGUAGUGAACAAUGUGGUGCUCCGCGUGGAGCCCGAGCGGCGUCGAGCGCUGGAGAGGCGGGCCAGGAUGCGCUUCCAGCUGCAGCUGCACCAAGACCGCGACCACCGCCAGCUCAUACACAAGCUGCAGACGCAGGUAAGGGAGUCACUUGCUCGGCUGCGGAGGUUGGAGAAGGAAUACUACCUUAAGAACAGAUCAAUCACCGGCCAUGACCCAGUUGCAAUCGCCGAACUUAAGAGCCUCGACGACCAGGUGAACGAGUGCAAGGAGGCGGCGUGGUCCCUGGGCGAGGAACUGGACGCGAUGGUGCGCGCGUGGCGCGAGACGCGCUCCUCGGCGCCGGCGGUGCGCGCGCCCCACGCGCCCCCCCACCGCCACAACGAGAUCUGCUUCAAGUCGGCAAGGUGGCGGCUCACCGACGCCGACGGCCAGCUCGGCAUCGCGGACCUGCUGCUCACCAACUUCCUGUACACGAAGACGUCCAGGUCCGACGACUCCGUUGAGCACCAACUGGAAGUUGGAUAUGUGCGCGUCACCAAUCUCCUGCCGAACGAGCCAUUCCCAGAAGUGCUGGUGCCGCAGGCGGCGUCGGGGCGCGCGCCACUAGCUAGGCGCGCGGCGUUGCGCGUUUUCUGCCGCGACCGUCCGCCAGUCGGAGGCAUCUCCGUCAAGGAGCACUUCGAGGUCAACAUAGUGCCCAUCCGCAUCGGUCUGACGAAGAAGUUCUUCAACACGAUGUUGAAGUUCUGCUUCCCCGAACGCGAUCCCGAGGCUAUAGAGGAUGGGGAAGAGGAUGGUGAGCGCACGCUGCCCGCCGCCGCCAAGAAGAGAAGCAAGAAGCGCGACUCCAACUCCAACUUCUACGUCAAGCGCGACAAGAAGGACAAAGACGACGUCGAGAAGAUGAAGGAACGCGCCGAGAAGAACAAGCUGUUCAUCUACAUAAAGAUCCCCGAGGUGCCGGUGCGCGUCUCGUACAAGGGCAGCAAGGAGAAGAACCUGGAGGACGUGCGUGACCUGCCGCUGGUGCUGCCCACGCUCGAGUACCACAACGUCACCUGGACCUGGCUCGACCUGCUGCUGGCCACCAAGAACGACACGCGCAGUACCACAACGUCACCUGGACCUGGCUCGACCUGCUGCUGGCCACCAAGAACGACACGCGCAGGUAAGGAGUAUCCCGGGGGACGUGCGCCACCUGCCGCUGGUGCUGCCCACGCUCGAGUACCACAACGUCACCUGGACCUGGCUCGACCUGCUGCUGGCCACCAAGAACGACACGCGCAGGUAAGGAGUAUCCCGGGGGACGUGCGCCACCUGCCGCUGGUGCUGCCCACGCUCGAGUACCACAACGUCACCUGGACCUGGCUCGACCUGCUGCUGGCCACCAAGAACGACACGCGCAGGAGUAUCCCGGGGGACGUGCGCCACCUGCCGCUGGUGCUGCCCACGCUCGAGUACCACAACGUCGACCUGGACCUGGCUCGACCUGCUGCUGGCCACCAAGAACGACACGCGCAGGUAAGGAGUAUCCCGGGGGACGUGCGCCACCUGCCGCUGGUGCUGCCCACGCUCGAGUACCACAACGUCACCUGGACCUGGCUCGACCUGCUGCUGGCCACCAAGAACGACACGCGCAGGGUGAUCCUGUCGCAGGCGAUCCGGCAGAAGCUGCAGCUGGGCAGGCGUGCUGCAGCUCCAGCGGAGCCCCACGAGGAGGACAAGGUGCGCCUGCUGCUCGGCGAGCGGACGGUGGCAGAAAACAAGCCGCAGAAGAAGGGCACACCGAGCGUAUUCAAGUUUUCCAAAUCU
This is a messenger RNA of Iphiclides podalirius (scarce swallowtail), 7149 nucleotides long. NCBI's taxonomy places the organism in Eukaryota, Metazoa, Arthropoda, Insecta, Lepidoptera, Papilionidae. The record is from the annotation of a GenBank genome assembly.